CUUCACCUUCUCCAUGGAGUGCUAGGCAUUCAGAGUUCUUCUCAGAUAAACCCGUGCAACAGCUCCGACGUUGGACCUACCUAAUCGACCUAUCUGAUCCUCCCCUCUCACCCACCAUAGCUGUAACACCCUUAAAUCUCGAGAAGCAUAAUGGGUACUGCGGAGAACUACGAAGACAUUCUCAAGGGCAAGUACCCGGCCAAGGCACAUGCGAAGAAGGUCGCGGAAUGGAUUGUGGCGAAGGGUGGUGAUAAGACGGGGACUAUUUACUUGGAGGCGCAGAAGAGCAGGUUGCUUGAGGAUAACGAUGAACCUGCACCUUUCAGGCAGCGACGAUUCUUCUUCUACCUAAGCGGCUGCAAUCUUCCGGACUCGUAUCUGACCUAUGAUAUGGGUAGCUCCAAGCUAACCCUCUUCAUCCCACCGAUCGAGCCCGAUGAGGUGAUCUGGUCCGGCCUGCCGAUGACCGUUGAAGAAGCGAAAGAGAAGUACGACGUUGAUGAGGUGAAGACCACACAGGGCGUCAACUCCCAUCUGGCCUCCCCGCACGCCAGUGCCCAGUCCACCAUCUACGCUAUCCCAGAACAAAUCUCGGAUGACAUUACCUUCCUCUCAUACAAAGAAACCAACUUUGACCUCCUCAAGCCUGCGAUCGAGACUUGCCGUGUCACAAAAUCGCCCUACGAGAUUGCCUUAAUCCGGAAGGCGAACGCCAUCUCUACAGUCGCGCACGUCAACGUCAUGAAAGCCGCACCAAAGGCCAAGAACGAGACAGACUUUGAAGCGGUCUUCAUCAAGUCUUGCCUUGAGCGUAAUGCGAAGCACCAAGCAUACCAUUCCAUUGUCGCGGCUGGUGAGAAUGGUGCCACUCUCCACUAUGUCAAUAACGACGCACCUAUCACAAACCAGAACCUGCUGCUCCUGGAUGCCGGAUGCGAGAUCGACUGCUACUGCUCCGAUAUCACUCGCACCUACCCCAUCUCAGGGUCUUUCUCUGAGGAGAGUCUAGGCAUCUAUAAGAUCGUCCUCGAGAUGCAGCAUCAGUGCAUCGCGGCUCUUAAAGCCGGCGUCCUCUGGGAUGACGUACACGAACUCGCACACAAGAUCGCCAUUGAAGGCCUCCUCAAACUUGGUAUAUUGAAAGGCUCCGCCGAAGAGAUUCUAAAAUCCCGGACGAGCGUCGCGUUCUUUCCUCACGGUCUAGGACACUACUUGGGUAUGGAUACGCACGACACGGGCGGCAACCCCAACUACAAGGACACGGACUCCAUGUUCCGGUAUUUGCGAGUUAGGGGUCCGUUGCCGGCUGGUAGCGUCAUUACUGUGGAACCGGGCAUCUAUUUCUGUAGGUUCAUUAUCGAGCCAUAUCUUGAGAAUCCAGAGCAGGCGAAGUAUAUCGACAAGGGGGUACUAGAAAAGUACUGGAGCGUGGGUGGCGUUAGGAUCGAGGACAACAUCUUGAUUACAGAUUCGGGAUAUGAGAACCUGACACCGACACCGAAGGAGGUCGAUGAAGUGGUCAAUAUCAUCAAGUCUGGGUAAAGUGACGCCAAGGUGAGAUAGGAGCUGCUUGCACAACGCUCGUUGACAUUCGACGUCCUAUCAUUCGCACUGGCCAUUUGAGUCGAUUGCU
Molecule: messenger RNA, 1633 nt
Organism: Trematosphaeria pertusa
Lineage: Eukaryota; Fungi; Ascomycota; Dothideomycetes; Pleosporales; Trematosphaeriaceae
Product: putative Xaa-Pro aminopeptidase
Exons: 4
Coding region: 151-1542 (463 amino acids)
Molecular function (GO): metalloaminopeptidase activity; manganese ion binding
Source: RefSeq, a predicted model, not a curated record